Molecule: messenger RNA, 2949 nt
Organism: Rotaria sordida
Lineage: Eukaryota; Metazoa; Rotifera; Eurotatoria; Philodinida; Philodinidae
Source: the annotation of a GenBank genome assembly
AUGUUUAAUUCUGUAAUAUCGUAUCAAAAUCGAGUCAGUCGGCAACAACGUCAGCGUCGCAAAAAGCGAAAAGUUUCAUUAGACAUAAUAAACAAUGUCGAUUCUUGCAUUACCUCAUCUGAUGAUGAUGAUGAUAUUAUAGGUAACAAUGCAGACCAUCCAACAAAUACUCAUGAAGAAAAUGCUCAGGAGUAUGGUACUCCUGAAGUUACUCAAUAUAAACAUGAUGAAUUAUUAUAUUCGGAUUAUUCCAAUUCAAUUAAUAAUACACACAUUUCGAGUGAUGAUGAUACUGAUUACAAUGAAGAUUUUGUUAAUUUAUCUUCUGAUUCAAGCUCACCAUUAUAUGAAAAUGCUCAUAUUUCAGUUAAAGCUGCUGCUUCAAGGAUCAUGUCUAUGGCUAGUGAAUUUAAUUUUUCAAAGAAUGUUGUUGAACGUGUAUUAAAAGUUUUCAAAACGCUCUUGCCAAAUCCCAAUUAUUUACCUACAACACAUGCAUCUAUACGUAAAUCGAUUGGUGCGAAGCCCUCAUCAUCAUCUAAAUUUUAUUGUAAUUCCUGUCUUCAAUUAUGUGUAUUAAGAUCGGGACAGAAAUUUUGCGACAAUGACAAAUGCGCAUUGGUUAAUAAAUCACUACGGAAUCGGAACAUUAGUGAAGUUGUCACCUUAGAUAUCAAACAACAGUUAAAGUCAAUUAUUACUAGAAAUAUUUAUUUAUUUGGUAACAAAAACCUAUUUGAACCUUUCGACAUCAGCAAUGGUGAACAUUAUAAAACAUCUAUAACAUUAUCAAAUGGACCCAACCAAGUUUCGAAAAAUUUCAUUCAUUCUAUCAGUUUGAAUAUUCAUACUGAUGGCGCACCGCUGAUUCGUACAACGAAAUCUUCUAUAUGGCCAUGUUUAGCUUCCAUAGUUGAACUGCCUCCACAAGUUAGAGAAAAUCAAAAAAAUAUAGUUAUUUUAUGUUUAUGGAACUCUUCAAUAAAACCAAAUGUUGAUUUAUUUAUGAAUGAUUGCAUUCAACAAUUAUUGGAUUUAUCAACACUAUAUACAUUAAUUGUUAAUAACUUACAGUUUUCUAUUAGUGUUAGAACUCAAUUAUUUUUAGCGGAUUUACCAGCAAAAGCUCUUUUUUGGAAAACGAUAAAUUAUAAUGGAUAUAAUGCAUGUGCUCAUUGUUUAACUGAAGGCAUAUAUAGAAAUCGACAGUUAUUAUACCCAUAUAAUAAAAAUAGUUAUCGCCAACGAACUCAUACGAAAUUCUUAGCAACAGCUCAAGCGAUUGAUAAUCGUAUACUUAAUGGAAGUAAAGGCGGUUGUAUUGAUGGUAUUAAAGGUAAGUCUUCUCUACUGAAAGUAUUUGAAUAUCCAAAACAAACAAUUAUUGAUUAUAUGCAUUUGUGCUGUCUUGGACACAUGUCAUCACUGAUUCAACGUUGGUUACCAAUGUUAGAUAAAGAUGCACUUGAUUAUAUCAAUUCAAAAUUAUAUUCUCAACGAUUUCCUCACAACAUGAGUGUUAAAUUUAAUUAUCCUUUAAAUUUAUGCAACGACUGGAAAGCGAAGCAUUUUCGCGUGUUCAUUUUAUCCAUUGGCCUUCCUUAUGUUUUAACUCGUUUACCACGACUUUUUGCAUCACAUUUCGCUUUAUAUUUGAUGUUUAUUAAACUGCUACACUGUCCGAAAUCAAUCGAUGAAAUUAAAUUAGCAGAUAAAAUUAUACAUUAUUACUGUCAAACAGCGCCUCAAAUAUAUGGUGAAUCAAUUGAAUUAUUUUCACUUCAUGCUCAUCUACAUUUACCACAACAAGUUUUGAUGCAUGGUGGUACUCUUGCUGAAAUGGAACAACUUGCUAAAGAGGCAGAAGAAACAUCUACUUACACAAUGAAUUCUGAUAUAAAAUCCGAUACUGAAGAAUGGCAUAAACGAAAAAAAUCAUUGUCAAGCAAAAGUCGUAAUCAAACAAAUUUACUCAAUAAAGAAUUAAGUGACUUACAUAAUUUUGAUUCUGAAGGACAACGAACAUAUACAACACUGACUUCAUGUUCAUUCGAUGACUUUGAUAAAACUGUUGAUUGUUCUCGAAUAUCAUAUAAUAAAAAUGCUAAUGAUGAAAUAACUUCUGAAGAAGAAGAAGAUGAUGAUGAUGAAGAAACAGGUAAAGUUGCAAAUCAUCAUGUUUUGAAUUCUACUUUUAGUCAUUCGCUCGCAUCAAAAUCAAAGAAGCGUACAUCAUCACGAAUAUCUCGAAAAAUAUCCAGAAAACGACCUCGAAAUAAUAUUACUUCAUCAUCAAUUAUAAAUCAAGAGAAAACUGACGUCAAUCUAUCAUCAUUUUCGAUCCUAAAAGAAUUGAGUCACAACUUGGAUCAGCUUCGUAAACAAAUAGCUAGUCUCGCUGAUUCCUAUGAUCAACACCAAAACACACUUACUUUGGUCUUAAACAAUCAGAAAAAAAUAGCAAAAGCGCUGCGACGUCAUAAGAUUCCAAUUCAAUUGUUAGAUGAGAUGGAAACUGAAGCAUCAACAUUCACUACUGAUCGUGGCAGUGUUAUGUACGCAUUUAGUAAUGGUGAAAAAAUUGAUCUUAUUCAAAUUCCUGCUGAUAAAUCAAACCCAAACAAAUUCGUAUUAAAAGCCAUCGAACAAAUAUUCAAAGAACCAAAAGAACUUGUUGAUACUGAUCCACAUUCUAUUGACACAGAUAAACGAGUUAUAACUAUCCGAAAUGCUGUUCAAGUUAAAUUUGGGUUGACACCUGAGGAGUUGACCACAGUUUGGAUGCCGAUGUUGGAAUGUAUUAAAUCUAAGCGAAGAAAUCUAAAAGCUAAACUUAAAAGAAAUACGAUUACAUCAAAUAAUAAUAGUCUUCGUAGUGAUCUUGGAAAACAAUCAGCAUCAUCCGAAGAACCGAAUCUCAAUAAUCCACAUGCCAACAAAGAACUCUGA